AUGAGUGAUACAAAAGCAACAUCAACAUCAGAUAAAAUGAAGGAAAGAAUGGCAAAGUUAAAGAAUCUUCAUAAUGUUCGAAAUGAAGCAAGAAAUCAAAAUCAUAGUGAAGUGAAAAAAGAAAUGGAACGAAUGACUCUUCCAAAGAAUUGGGACAUUCGUCAACAAAAAGCAGAAUGGUUGAUAAAAGAUAAAGCGAACCGCGAUGAUGCUGAAGAAAAAGGAAUGGAUUACGAUCGUGUCAAGCUUUUAAAUGUCUCAGCACAGGAUCAAGAAAGAAUUGACAAAAUCAAGAAGAGAAAUAAAAAAAUUGGUGACCAAGGAUUCGCUGACUAUGAAACACAAACUGCAAGACAAUAUCAACGUCUCGUGAAAGCUAUGCCAGCAAAAGAUUUACAAAGAUACAACGAGCAGAAGGAAAUGAUUGGCGACAAUUAUUACAGCUCGAAUCCAAUUCUUGAAGGAGUUCAUAAAGAUUCCAAAGCAGCUGUUAACAACAUGGUGAAGGACCUGGAUCAGCAAAUUGAGAAGCGUAAGAAGUUCUCACGUCGUCGUAUGCAUAACGAUGAAGCUGAUAUUGACUACAUCAACGAGAAGAAUCGUCGACUCAACAAGAAACUUGCAAUGUAUUACGAUCCAUACACGACCGAAAUCAAACAAGCUUUGGAGCGAGGAACCGCCAUCUAA
Clunio marinus is the source of this 687-nucleotide messenger RNA. The record is from the annotation of a GenBank genome assembly. Lineage: Eukaryota; Metazoa; Arthropoda; Insecta; Diptera; Chironomidae.